This is a messenger RNA of Suricata suricatta (meerkat), 3003 nucleotides long. It is a transcript of the gene ASPHD2, whose product is annotated as aspartate beta-hydroxylase domain containing 2. Lineage: Eukaryota; Metazoa; Chordata; Mammalia; Carnivora; Herpestidae. The record is from RefSeq and is a predicted model, not a curated record. The coding region runs from base 182 to 1291 and encodes 369 amino acids. The transcript is spliced from 3 exons.
UGGACUUCCUAAAACAUCCUCUCACAGUGACUGAGCCCACUUGCAAGGGUGAUGUGACGCGGCUCCUUCCAGCCUCUGCGCAGUGACUUUUGCCGGGAGUGGAGUGGCGAGCCCCUGGUGGGCUCCGAGGAACAGUGGCCGCCAUGCCUCCCCCUGCCCCGUCCCCCCCACGCUAAGCUGCAUGGUGUGGGUGCCCCUGGGACCCCCGAGAACUGACUGCCUGACCUUGCUUCAUACGCCCACCAACAACUGCCCCAAGAUGUCGUUAGAGUGGCUGGUGGCCUGGAGCUGGUCGCUGGAUGGCCUGAGGGACUGCAUUGCCACCGGCAUCCAGUCGGUGCGGGACUGCGAUACCACCGCCGUGGUCACUGUGGCCUGCCUACUGGUCCUGUUCGUGUGGUACUGUUACCACGUGGGCCGGGAGCAGCCCCGGGCCUACGCGCCCGUCAACUCCCUGAUGCAGGGCGCAGAUGCCAACGGACUGCAGAACGGGUAUGCGUACUGCCAGUCGCCCGAGUGCGUGCGCUGCGCCCACAACGAGGGCCUCAACCAGAAGCUCUACCACAAUCUGCAGGAGUACGCCAAGCGGUACUCCUGGUCCGGCAUGGGUCGCAUCCACAAGGGCAUCCGCGAGCAGGGCCGCUACCUCAACAGCCGGCCCUCCAUCCAGAAGCCCGAGGUCUUCUUCCUGCCCGACCUCCCCACCACGCCCUACUUCACCCGGGACGCCCAGAAGCAUGACGUGGAGCUGCUGGAACGGAACUUCCAGACCAUCCUGUGCGAGUUUGAGACCCUCUACAAGGCCUUCUCGAACUGCAGCCUGCCGCAAGGCUGGAAAAUGAACAGCACCCCCAGCGGGGAGUGGGUCACCUUUUACCUGGUCAAUCAGGGGGUUUGCGUGCCCAGGAACUGCAGAAAGUGCCCACGGACGUACCGCUUGCUCGGAAGCCUGCGGACCUGUAUUGGGAACAAUGUUUUUGGGAACGCGUGCAUCUCCGUGCUGAGCCCUGGGACUGUCAUUACGGAGCACUACGGACCCACCAACAUACGCAUCCGAUGCCAUUUAGGUCUCAAAACUCCCAGUGGCUGUGAGCUGGUGGUGGGGGGAGAGCCCCAGUGUUGGGCAGAAGGACGCUGCCUCCUCUUUGACGAUUCUUUCCUGCACACUGCGUUCCACGAGGGUUCGGCAGAGGACGGCCCACGGGUGGUUUUCAUGGUGGAUUUGUGGCACCCCAACGUGGCGGCGGCUGAGCGGCAGGCUCUGGAUUUCAUCUUUGCUCCAGGACGAUGAGGACAGUCCCCGUGCUGGAGUCGGCGCCAGCGGCCGCGGGUCAGCCUGGGCAGGCUGGGAUCUGGGCCCGCCCCCCAGCCGCGCUGGGACCCCACGCUCUGAAGCCUGCCUCGACGGAAAGUCCUUACUUGGAAUCUUGAGAUCACUCUGGGUCCCUCUUUCCUCUGAUUAUUGUAAAUGGGAAAUUUUCGGCUUGUAUUUCCUUACAUCUGUUCUUUUUUUUCCCCAGUCAUUUGCUCCUGUGACUCCUCUCCGCCUAACUGCACAUUAUUUUGCUCCGUGGCUGGAGGCUCAAUGCCCGUCCUUGCCGUAUCGCUACUCGGUUUUCCCAGUGCUCUGAAACAGAGCAACCAAACGGUUAUCUGUCUGAAUGUAAUAACGUGACACUACUCCUGGUCAUCUUACGAGAAAAACAAACAAAACUCGACCAAAAAACUGCAAACCAGAGUGCUAGAGACCUUGGCCUCUGCUGUCAUAGCCACACAGGGGACCCUUCAGCACCCCCCCCCGACCCCUGGGGCCGGCAGGGUGGGAGAGUGGGCGAGCCCCCACAACCUGCCGGCUUCCUAGGCAUGGGCCCUGGGUGGGGAGCGGGGGCAGUGCCACAAACCCUGCCACGGUUACGCUGAGCCCUGUCAGGCCCCCAAUGGCAGGGAGCGUCCGGCUGGCGGGACUGGCGGCUCGUGCAUCGACACGGCUCCCCUGGGGCUGGUGUCCCGGAGGCCACGUCGGGGCACCCGCCGCUCAGCAGCGGAACGUGUGGCCCACUUACCUCACUGCCUACUGAAGCCCCACUGCCUGGAAGAUUCCCCGUGCAGCUAUUUCCAGCCCGUGGCGACCAGCGUCAAGGAGGAGCUGAGGCAUGUGCUGAGACCUCGCCUAUGCGGGGACACUCCAGGGGCCACCUUCCUCUGGCAACGCAGGAAUCACGGAUCUCACCAGGAGGUGUCUGUUUUGCUUUGGAGCUCUGUUGCCUGUGAGUUUCCAUUUAUCUGUCUGCACAUAAAUGUCCCAGCACCGGGCUUCGAGACGGCGGAAGUGUUGCCCCCUGUCCCUGUCACCGCACGGGGCACGUGCCGGUUGACAGCAACCAGGCCAGCAUGUGUGAGAGAGAGAGCUGGCGAGAAGACCCACGGUCACGGUGCUGGCUUCACGGUCGUGUGUGAAGGACGUGGCCGGUGUGAGGCGUCAAUUCUAGAAACAACACCCUCCUGUUAGCGGACUUGUGCAAGAGCAGCCUGCAGCCAUGCUGGAGAUGCCUGUUUUGAAUCGCGCCUCACGGGCAGUGUCGGGUUUACAAAGCCAUGGGGCGGUGCGGGGAUGCAGUUCAGCCCACGGGCAGGGCCCGGGCAGCGGCUGCACGGAACCUGGCAGCUUCCGGGAGGAACAGCCGUCAGAAGGAACCCUGAUCUGAAACGCACGAGGUGGUUACUAGCAAGUGAGCAAAGAAAACAUGGUCUGUAUUUGGAGAAACUGUCUACGCAGGUGUUUUUCAGUGAUCAGGAUGCAGGACGGCAGAGACUUCGAACACACCUGAAGUCUUUCUGCUCAUUAAGUAUCUUGUUCCAGAAUCACCGAGGUGCAUGAUUUCCGUACGUACUGACUGCCCCCCGUUUACGGGGCCAACAGCCCACACAGGUACCCGGCUACCUGAGCCCGUGUGACAUGGUUGGGGGGCAGGAGAUAAAUAAAGGAUCUUGCUGAAAACCAGA